AUGUUCACAUAUAUUAAAGCAAGUCAGCGAAAUAGGCUAACCCAAUCGCUCUUCACGACUACUUUUGGUAUUUGUUUUUUGCUAGUAGGUGCUAACUCAAUCAUACCAUGUCCGGUGGAUAGUCGCUAUGAUAGUGAGACAAAUGAAAAGCUACAAAAGCAAGAAAAAUAUGUAAAUAGGACACAACAAUAA
Molecule: messenger RNA, 192 nt
Organism: Lodderomyces parapsilosis
Lineage: Eukaryota; Fungi; Ascomycota; Pichiomycetes; Serinales; Debaryomycetaceae
Exons: 1
Coding region: 1-192 (63 amino acids)
Biological process (GO): mitochondrial respiratory chain complex IV assembly
Source: RefSeq, a predicted model, not a curated record